Messenger RNA from Chelmon rostratus (copperband butterflyfish), 5645 nucleotides. RefSeq names its product NLR family CARD domain-containing protein 3-like. Gene Ontology annotation, molecular function: protein binding. The record is from RefSeq and is a predicted model, not a curated record. Bases 1738 to 4956 code for a protein of 1072 amino acids. The transcript is spliced from 9 exons. Lineage: Eukaryota; Metazoa; Chordata; Actinopteri; Chaetodontiformes; Chaetodontidae.
UCUGGGGAGUUUUAGAUGAAAAAAAUAAGUUGCUCUCUUCCCUUGUGAUCAUGAUUCAUCUUAGAAAAUUUAGACAUUAAACAUUAGAGCAACAAAUACAAAUUCAACUCAAUACCAUAAAUCUAGAACAACUUAUAGUUGUAUUGAUGGUCCUCAACUCAGAUGAUGUCUGGUUCACUAUGCCAGUGUAGUCCUGUUGUUGGUCAUAAGACGUCAAAUACACUGACUGGGUCUCUGUCUUAGAUACACAAUAUAAACACAUAUAUAUACAUAAAUAAAACAAACACAUUGACAGCUCUCAACACCUGCAGAGCAUCUGCAUUAAUAAGCUAACUGCUUCAGGCGGGUAAGGGAGAGGAAAUAAAAAAAACAGAAAUACACUUGUUGGACUGGUUUUGACGUCACUCUGACAUUUUUUGGACUUUACCUCUGAAGUUAUGAGGGUGUGACAGUGUCUUCAGAUGAAUUACACACAGACACCAGGACUGAUGAGGAGGAAAUGAGCAGCUUCUCUUCUCCCAGUGUAUCCCCUACACAUGAAGGUGAAAAGUGUUUGUAAGUUGACCUGAAGUCACCAGCAGGUGAGACUCCUACCAGAGAAAUCUGUAAAUGUUUGAUGUCAUUUUGAACACAUUGUGCUGUGUCAUAGUUUGGUUUUACAGUAAAAAUGUGUCUUGAUGCUGAUUGGCUGUUGCAUUUAUGUUGUUUUCAAGUGCAAAUAUUGUUAGUAAUGACUACCUGAGGUAAAAGACAAUGAUUUGCAUGUAUUAUUGUUGGUGCUUACAAGUAGAAGCAACAGCAGUCUGAUUCAGUGCAGAUCAUUAAUGAAAAAUGUGGAGAAUGUCUGAACUGGCUGAACAGCUUGGAUCAGCAAGCCAGGCAUGUGUGCACCAUGUUAGUGACAGUAGUGAGAACUAAUGUAUCCUGUGAUGUGAAGCACGAAAUGAAUGAGUGCAGCUCUCUCAGCAUGUUUUAUUAUUAUUAUUAUUAUUAUUAGUCUUUUUAUUGACCUUUGACUGAAAACAUGAUAACACACAUCACAAACAAACAGUCUUGGCUCACAGAUUCACAUAUACAACAGGCAAAUGACUCAGGAAUUAUAUUAAGUUAAAAAAAAAAAAUGACCAAGUAUCAGGAACUACAGGUAUAUUACAUUGCAUUACAUGAAUCCUCUUGUAAGAAUAGAAGAAAUAUCCAAACCAAUAUAUGACAUGAAGGACACCCAUAUUCUGCAAACUAUGUCAUCUUUACAAUGCAAUUUACAUGUCAAAUAAUCUAAAGAUACAUAUUCAAGUAUGUCCUUAUGCCAAUAUGUUAUAGAUGGGACUUUGUCCAUUAUCCAAUUCAAGUGAAUGCAUUUUCUUGCACAGAAUGUUAACAUUUUGUCAAGUUUUCUUUUAUAGGAACUUUUGGUAUCCCAAGUAACAUGCAUAAUGGACCACACGCUACACUAAUAGAUACGACCUUAUUCAUUUCCUCACCUACAAUCUGCCAGAAACGCUGCAUUUUCCUACAGGACCACAAGCAAUGACUGAGACUGCCAGUCUCUAUUUUACCCUUGGGACACUGAGGGGAAAAGUCACUGUUAAUCUUAUGAUGUUCGGAGGGAGAUAUGUGAGCUAUGUGUAGAAUCUUAAGUUGAAUUGCUUACUCUGUUGCACACACUUAAGGUUUUUGCAGUCUCCGAAGCAUUGUUCCAUUCGUCAUCUGUGAUCUUUGCAUUAAGUGGGCCCUGCUAUGAAUCAGUUUGAGGACAGGAAGGAGGCAGUGCCUCCCUCUAAAACCACUCUGUGUAGGAAACAUGACAUCCAGACCAAUGUUCAGAGCCCAGAGCAGCAGCACAGAGCAGACUCUCCUGUUCCCAGCUUUUUAUCAAUGAAGAGUGAUCAAUCUAUGUUGCACCCUUUGGUGUUCAAACCUGGACACCACUCUGUCAAUCAAAUGAUUCAUCAGGAUAACUUAGACAUUCCCAGUGGUCAAUCUGAGCUGCAGCAUCAAACAGACCUGGUCUCCAUAUUUAUGAUGCUUGAAAAGAACAUUGUCAGUUUUGUGAAGAAUGAGCUGAAAAGGCUCCAGGAGGUUCUGUGUCUGGAUUACCCAGACUGGUUAGAGAGUCAAAGUGAGGACGAAGAGCUGAGGAGGAGCAGCAGAGAGGCAUUUCUGAAGAUCACACUGGACUUCCUGAGGAAAAUGAAGCAGGAGGAGCUGGCUGACUGUCUACAGAGCAAGACUAGUGCUCCAGUUUGCCAACAUAAAUUCAAAUCUAACUUGAGAAAGAAAUUUCAGUACACGUUUGAGGGAAUCGCUAAAGCAGGAAAUCCAACCCCUCUGAAUCAGAUCUACACAGAGCUCUACAUCACAGAGGGAGGGACUGGAGAGGUCAAUGAUGAACAUGAGAUCAGACAGAUUGAAACAGCAUCCAGGAAACCAGACAGACCAGAAACAACAAUCAGGUGUGAAGAUAUCUUUAAAUCCUCACUUGGAAGAGAUGAACCAAUCAGAACAGUGACGACAAAGGGCGUGGCUGGCAUUGGGAAAACAGUCUUAACACAGAAGUUUACCCUGGACUGGGCUGAAGGCAAAGCCAACCAGGACAUACAGUUCACAUUUCCAUUCACUUUCAGAGAGCUGAAUGUACUGAAGAAGAAAAAAUGCAGCUUGGUGGAACUUGUUCAUCACUUUUUUACUGAAACCAGAGAAGCAGGAAUCUGCAGGUUUGAAGAGUUUCAGGUCUUGUUCAUUUUUGACGGUCUGGAUGAGUGUCGACUUCCUCUGGACUUCCACAACAAUGAGAUCCUGACUGAUGUUACGGAGUCAACCUCAGUGGAUGUGCUGCUGACAAACCUCAUCAGGGGGAAACUGCUUCCCUCUGCCCGCCUCUGGAUAACCACACGACCUGCAGCAGCCAAUCAGAUCCCUCCUGAGUGUGUUGACGUGGUGACAGAGGUCAGAGGGUUCACUGACCCACAGAAGGAGGAGUACUUCAGGAAGAGAUUCUGUAAUGAAGAACAGGCCAGCAGAAUCAUCUCUCACAUCAAGACAUCACGAAGCCUCCACAUCAUGUGCCACAUCCCAGUUUUCUGCUGGAUCACUGCCACAGUUCUGGACGAUGUGUUGAAAACCAGAAAUGAAGGACAGCUGCCCAAGACCCUGACUACAAUGUAUGUCCUCUUUCUUGUGGUUCAGUUAAAACUGAAUAAUGUCAAGUAUGAUGGAGGAGCUGCUCCACACUGGAUGAUGAUUGUGUCUCUGGGAAAACUGGCUUUUGAGCAGCUGCAGAAAGGCAACUUGAUCUUCUAUGAAUCAGAUCUGGCAGAGAGUGGCAUCGAUAUCAGAACAGCCUCAGUGUACUCAGGAGUAUUCACACAGAUUUUUAAAGAGGAGAGAGGACUGUACCAGGACAAGGUGUUCUGCUUUGUUCAUCUGAGUGUUCAGGAGUUUCUGGCUGCUCUUCAUGUCCAUCUGACAUUCAUCAACUCUGAUGUCAAUCUGCUGUCAGAAGAACAGUCAACAUCCCGGUGGACUAUUAAAAACUUAAAUACCAAAACUAGAUCAACACACUUCUACUACACUGCUGUGGACAAGUCCUUGCAGAGCCCAAAUGGACACCUGGACUUGUUCCUCCGCUUCCUCCUGGGUCUUUCACUGGAGACCAGUCAGAAUCUCCUACGAGGUCUGUUGACACAAUCAAGGAGAAGCUCACAAACCAACAAGAAAACAGCUGAAUACAUCAAGGAAAUUAUCAGGAGGAAUCCCUCCGAAAGAAGCAUCAAUCUGUUCCACUGUCUGAAUGAGUUGAAUAAUCUUUCUCUGGAAGAGGAGAUCCAACAGUACCUGAGAUCAGGAAGUCUCUCCACAGAUAAACUGUCUCAUGCUCAGUGGUCUGCUCUGGUCUUCAUUUUACUGUCAUCACAAAAAGACAGGGACGUGUUUGACCUGAAGAAAUACUGUGCUUCAGAGGAGGCUCUUCUGAGGCUGCUGCCAGUGGUCAAAGCCUCCAGCAAAUCUGUGCUUUGUGGCUGCAACCUGUCAUGGAGAACCUGUCAAGCUCUCUCCUCAGUUCUCAGUUGUCAGUCCUCUUAUCUGAGAGAACUGGACCUGAGUAACAAUGACCUGCAGGAUUCAGGAGUGAAACUGCUGUCUGCUGGACUGGAGAGUCCAGACUGUAUACUGGAAACUCUCAGUCUGUCAGGCUGUCUGGUCACAGAGGAAGGCUGUGCAUCUCUGGCCUCAGCACUGAAGUCCAACCCCUCCCAUCUGAGAGAGCUGGACCUGAGCUACAAUCAUCCAGGAGACGCAGGAGUGAAGCUGCUGUCUGCUGGACUGGAGGAUCCUCACUGGAGACUUGACACUCUCAGGGUGGAAAACUGUGGGGAGCAGAGGCUGAAACCAGGUGUGAGGAAGUUUGCUUGUGAACUUGCACUGGACCCAAACACAGCAUACAGAAAGCUCAAACUGUCUGAGGACAACAAGAAUGUGACAACAGUGAGAGAGUAUCAACCAUACCCCGAUCACCCAGAGAGAUUUGACUGCUUCUGUCAGCUGCUGUGUACGAAUGGUCUUACUGGUCGCUGUUACUGGGAGGUGGAGUGGAAAGGAGCGGUUCAUAUAGCAGUGACUUACAGAGGAAUCAGAAGGAAAGGAAACAGUGCUGACUGCAGGUUUGGGAUGAAUAAUCAGUCCUGGAGUCUGAGCUGCUCAGGUGGUGGUUACUCUGUCUGGCACAAUUACAGCGUAACAGACCUCCCACUUCGUUCCUCCUCUGUCUCUAACAGAGUAGCAGUGUAUGUGGACUGUCCUGCUGGCACUCUGAGCUUCUAUAGUGUCUCCUCUGACACACUUUUCCACCUCUACACCUUAAAAACCACAGUCACUGAACCUCUUUAUCCUGCGUUUGGGAUUGGGAUUGGGUUUGGCAUUCGGUCAUCUGGUUCUGUGUCUCUGUGUGAACUGUAGGAGGUAGGAUCUAGUAAGAAUGGGUUAACGCUGACCAUCCAGCUCACAGUUUCCCCAGGAAAUGUUUCAGAAGCAGAGCGUUUAUGCCUCAGAAGCCACAUUUACAGUGUUAUUUUGGGCACCAAAAAAAUACAAAAGUGAGGACAACAAUAUCAUGAAUUCGGCUGUAUUAAAAUACAGUGAUGUGAUUACAGAAAGCGGCACACCAACACACGCACACACUCAUAAACAAACACUUUAAUCUUUGUGAUUAUUUUGUGUUCUAAUUUCAGUCUAUCCUCUUUAUUAAUUGCUCAUACUUAAGAGAAACUGUCAAAAUAUGAUGUGGAUUCGUAGAAAAUACUUUUCCUGCUCCAGUCAUCUGUAUGUGUGCUUUUUAUAUCAAUCUCUCACAUAUAUUUUUAUAUUACCUUUAGUUUUCUCACUGAAUCACAUAUUUUUUACUACUAAUGAAUGUACAUACUCAAUGUCUAAUCUUUUGGUAUAUUACAAUAAAGUGCAGAAAGUUGUGUUGCAUGGUUAUUGACUUUACAUGUCUGAUUUAACUAUUGAUGAGUGAUGAUGUAUGAAAGCAGCUGUUCCUGUGUCUGCUUGUUUUGGCGUGCAGUGUUUUGUUGCGUCUACCAAAAUAAGCAGUGAUUUGAUUGAGUGCCUGUUUCCUGACUCAGAAGAUACACAAGUCACAAAAU